Messenger RNA from Chiloscyllium plagiosum (whitespotted bambooshark), 2295 nucleotides. Its product is annotated as cocaine esterase-like. NCBI's taxonomy places the organism in Eukaryota, Metazoa, Chordata, Chondrichthyes, Orectolobiformes, Hemiscylliidae. The record is from RefSeq and is a predicted model, not a curated record.
GAUCAUAUUGGUCAUUCAUUAAACAGCGAGCAGAUCCAGUCAGUUUGUUCAUAGUGAACGUGGAUCUCCAGGAGUCUGUGCUGGGCCCUGAGCGACAUUCCUGUAUCACACACUGAACGGAGAAAUGGCCUGGCGCUGGUUCUUUGUCCUGCUCACUGUAUGCUUGGCUACUUUGUGGAAGAAGUCCUCAGUCACAGUCAAGUGUUGGAAAGGAACCGAUCACCUCCGGCCUGUGGUCAGAAUCGAGGGUGGCCUCAUUCGGGGAGAACAGCAGGAGGUCGAAGGGAUUCCCAGGGCAGUCUUUGGCUACCUCGGAAUCCCAUUCGCAGCACCUCCUGUGGGGGCCCUGAGGUUUGCUCCUCCCAAGAAACCAGAGCCAUGGACAGGAAUCCGCAAUGUAACAAAGCACCCGCCAAUGUGUCUGCAGAAAGUCAGGAAGCGUUUGGAGCCCUUCCCAGUGUCUGCCAGUGAGGACUGCCUGUAUCUCAGUGUCUACAGUCCAAUCCAUCCUUUACAGCAGAACAGCUCUCUACCUGUUAUGGUCUGGAUCCAUGGAGGAGCCUUCAUUCUGGGCAAGAGCUCUAUCUUUCAUGGGGCAGCCCUGGCCGGUUAUGGUAAUGUCGUUGUUGUGGUGAUUCAGUACAGGAUCAGUGUGGCUGGCUUUCUCAGCACAGGAGAUGAAUAUGCUCGAGGGAAUUUUGGAUUCCUGGACCAGUUAGCAGCCCUGCAGUGGGUACAGAGGAAUAUUCGGGAGUUUGGUGGAAACCCAGGAUCAGUCACACUGUUUGGACAGUCAGUUGGAUCACUCAGUGUUUCACUACAUACUCUAUCUCCACUAUCCACUGGCCUGUUCCAUCGGGCAAUAUUGCAAAGUGGGAGCUCUCUAAUGCCAGGAUUGGUACCUCCAAUACCAACCCAGUUGGCACAGGAAGUUGCUCAGAUAGCAGGAUGUAAUAGCACCCAGUCACAGCUACUGCUGCACUGCCUUCGUAACAAGACUGAGGAAGAGAUGGUUCAAAUCACCACCAGUUUGAAUGAGCUGUACCAGUUAAUUCCUGCUCUAAUUGUGGAUGGAUAUUUCCUUAAUGAUGAUCCCUGGAAGAUGUUCCAGAAAGGACAGUUUCAGAACAUCCCGAUCCUGGUCGGAGUGACCACAGAGGAGGUGAUAGGAAGCCUUGUCCACCCAGAGCAAAUCAUUCUGCCCAGCUGGGAAACAGGAAUAAACAGAGAACAAAUUCAGGAGAAAAUUAACCAGUUUAUCAAACCCCUAUUCGGUGAGGAGAAUGGAGCCCUGAUUUUUGAUGAAUACUUUGAGGAUGUACAUGACUGUGACACACUGAAGGAACGGUACCUCGACCUGUUUGGCGAUGUGUUUAUAACUAUUCCCACCCUGAGAGCUGCCCAGUAUUACAAAGAUGCUGGGAACCCUGUGUUUCUGUAUGAGUUCCAGCACCGUGCCAGUUUCUAUGAGAGGAGAAUACCCCAGUUCAGGAGAGCUCCUCACGCAGCGGAACUCUCCUUUGUCUUUGGAGGAGCCUUCAUCCCUGCUUUUGAUGUGUUACUUGGUAACGUGACUGAAGCAGAAAAGAGUUUGAGUAAGAUGGUGAUGUUAUACUGGGCCAGCUUUGCGUGGAAUGGGAAUCCCAACAGAAAUGACUUACCAAAUUGGCCGAUGAACAGUGACUCUGGAAAAUACAUGCAGUUCAACCUCAACCUGCAAACAGGCAACAAUUUAAAGAAAGACAAGCUCAAAUUUUGGUCUAACAAGCCUCCAAAGAUAAUUGCAAAAAUACUAAUCUAGUUUAAAGUUAAUUCCAAUCCUUUGUUUGAAAUGUCAUGAAGUGUUUAAAUUUGUGGGUGUUACCUUGUACCAAAAUGUACAAAUGCACAACACACACAUGACCUGACAAAAGUGCCCAUACAAACACACACAAUAAGGUAGAAAUACAUGUCCAAACACACAUACACACAAACACAACUUGUACAAACGCACACAAAGGCAUACACAAACUGACACAUACACACACCUUUCUAUAUGUUCUCACAUAAUCAGGAAUGUUGGACAUAUCUUUCUCACAAAUUAAUUGAAUUGAAGUAGACAGACAAGAUAGGAAAAGGAAAGUGACACUAAACAGAACUUUGAACUGACCUUACAUUCAUUGCCAGAUCAUUAGAAAUGAACCGUAAAGCCAAGAUUAUUGUAUUGGAGAAUGAGCUGAGAACAAUCACAGCACCGAUGGUGAAUCAAACAAAUCAGCAAAUAUAAAACAAAUAAAAAUUAGAAUAUUUGCAUGA